AUGAAUGUACACACUUAUAUUACCGGUGGUAACUCUGGCAUUGGCUUCGAGACAGCAAAAUAUUUAGCAAAGCGAGGCGCCAGGGUAAUAAUUGCAGACAUUAACAACGCCAAAACAACUGUUGCUAAUAUUAUUCAUAUACGAUUGUUUGCUGAUAAAUUUAACAAGAGUGUGGAUCAAUUAGAUAUUCUUGUAAAUAAUGCGGGUUGCUAUACGUUUAAGAAAUUCGCAACAGAAGACGGGUUGGAUUUAAUAAUGCAAGUCAACAACCUCGGACCGUUUCUUAUGACAAAAUUAUUCAUGGAGAAAUUAUUGCGCCAUGUUUAG
Messenger RNA from Leptidea sinapis, 327 nucleotides. Its product is annotated as retinol dehydrogenase 13-like. Lineage: Eukaryota; Metazoa; Arthropoda; Insecta; Lepidoptera; Pieridae. The transcript has 3 exons. Bases 1 to 327 code for a protein of 108 amino acids. The record is from RefSeq and is a predicted model, not a curated record.